This is a messenger RNA of Dioszegia hungarica, 2019 nucleotides long. RefSeq names its product integral peroxisomal membrane peroxin-domain-containing protein. Gene Ontology annotation, cellular component: peroxisomal membrane. The record is from RefSeq and is a predicted model, not a curated record. The transcript has 4 exons. NCBI's taxonomy places the organism in Eukaryota, Fungi, Basidiomycota, Tremellomycetes, Tremellales, Bulleribasidiaceae. Gene Ontology annotation, biological process: peroxisome organization. Bases 1 to 2019 code for a protein of 672 amino acids.
AUGGGUCCCUCAGCAACUCUGCCGGGCUUGCCCAAUACCGCCGACCAGCCUCAGGUGUCACCCAAUGACGACCUGGUAUCAUCGCUCCCUGCUCCUAUCGUCCGCCUGCUGGUCCUCUUUGCUCGGCCAAUAGCAUGGCUACGAAUAGCUAUCGAGGUGUUAUCGUGGAAGGCCGGGAGGAGGGUAGAGAGCUGGAUGGUCGUGGGUGGGUGGUGGGGAAUAUGUCUUGGUGCAGGGCAUGCUUUCAAGUACCUCUUGCCUGCGGUUUUAUUCCUCCCACUCCUUCCCCUCGAGCGCCUGCGUCUACCUCACGUAUCGCAGAACACCAAGAAACCCCCUCCGCCUGAAUCUACCCCUCUCCAGCCGUCUACACAGGACACUCUCCUACACACCCUCGCCGAUCUACACGCCGUUUAUGCCCUCCUUCCCCCAACACCGGCGAAACAGGUCGAAGACGUAUACGCACGAUUUGCCGGCCUAGGUCAAGCCCGCCUGACCAGGGGCUUUGUCGUCAUCUGGUCGACAUGGCUCGUCCUGGGCUGGAUCGUCGGCUAUCGCGCUCUUCUCGCUAUACUCGGAAGCGUUAUCCUGCUCUACCCAUCCCCAUCCCUAGCACAUCUUGUCCACCUCCUCGGAAAGUCGCUCGCUGUUCGGCGUGGCAUCGCGCUGCUCUUCCUCGUCACCUUCGGAUCGCAUCCGGAACAACGCAUCAAUGUCGACCUGCACUUCUCGAUCUCGAACUGGGUCAAGGGGAAGUGGGCGGCAAGUAGGAGACCAAGUCUUGCUCUAACGUUCCGGCCAAAAGUGGAGGCUGUGUCAGAUAAGCAGGAGGCGGAUGCAGCGGACGAGGCAGAAGAAAAGGCCGGAGAGCCAAUAUACUUCAAAUUCGAGGUCCACGAGAAUCAGAGGUGGUGGAUGGGACUGGACUGGACGAGUGCUCUGUUACCGCAGGAAAGACCAAGCUGGUGUGACUCCCAUCUCCUCCCUGCCUCACCCCCUCCUAGUUUCCCACUUCCUCCAUCAUCUUCCAUCACCCUUCCCGCCCCCACCGCUUCCGACCCGGGCGCUACCGUCAGGCGGACUGCAAUCUGGCAAUGGCUAGAUGACGACUGGUCGAUCGUGCGCGCUGGUCCCGGCCACAGCUCCUCGCCAUUCGUCCCCGCCCCCUCCACUAUGCCCGCCCAGCCUUCAGUGAGCUCCAGUACCGAGAGCUAUGGGCUCUCCGUCAGUCCCACGCGCUCGAUGAGUGCCCAGUCCGCCCUGCACCCCGUAGACGACGCGAACCUCGGCCCGACCGCUCGCGCCCAGUCCAUAGCCGAGCAGGCGUUCACGAAGGGACUUGAGCGCCUCAAGGCUCGUACGAUCGCAGCUCCAGCCGUACCGGCCGCAAAGGCGGGAAGCCCGAGAGGCAGCGUAGAGAUCAGUCGAGGGCGGCGGGAGAGCCAGGCGAGCGAUGACGUGCAUUCGAUGGCGGAUGGUUUGCCGUCAGGGCAUGUCGGUGCCGGGGCCGGAGGUAUUGGGAGCGGCGAGACGAUAUGCGAGAAGGACGACGCGACCGACGGGGAUGGGUGGGUGUAUGGGGAUAACAAGUGGGAAGGGAUGGGGCCGAAAGGCGGUCUUGGUCGCUUCACGAGGCGGAGAAGGUGGCAGCGCAGAGCGAUCUGCACCGAGACUAUCGAACGCAUAUCCUCCCCUGCCGCUGCCCUCGCUGUGCUCACUGACGACGCCCCAUUGCCAUCUCCUGCCAGAUCCACCACCCCUACUCCCACAGCAGCAAUCACACCCCUGAAAGCCAAGCCUACCAUAUCGACCGAGGCGGAGAUUGCGAUUGCAAGGCGAUCUUCUUCUUUCAGCCCGUCCAGAGACAGGCGGUCUUCGUCAGGCGCGAGCAUGGAUCGGACGGGCGCAGCGGAUAGGGACGGGGCAGGGGCGCUGUUGGCGGGAUCGCCGGGAGGGGCGGCGAGAGACGAUGUACUGCGGAAGAGAUUACGGAAUGCUAUGGGCGAUCUAGGUGGAUAG